AUGCUCCACAACCUUCUGACAUCUCUAGCGGCCAUUCAACAGGGGACGCAUGAAGAGUAUCUCAGCAAACGGCAGGAACUAGAACUGGCUCGUGACUACGAGCUCACCAGACUCCGUCUAUGGGAAGAGUAUCAGGUGAAGCGAGUAGAAACAGAGUACAAAGAGGACAUCGCUGUCGCCAAGCAAACCUACGAUAUGAUGGUGAAGCUUCUCAAAGAAAAGUUUUACGACAAGCUUCAGAGGCAGGUGAAGCAGCUCAAGGAGGAUAAGCUUUUGCUCAAUUUGAUCAAUGCCAGUCUGUGGAGCCCAAACGGGAACGAUGCUACCGUGUCUGCACUUUCUGCAGCAGCAGCAGCAUCAUCUCUCACACUUCAUGACCGGCGGUCGCUCCGUAAACGUGAUUUGCACUCGCGGUUUGCCUCGGGAGAAGCUGAUGAUCUUUCCGAAAGUAACAUGAGCGGUGGAAGCGGUUUACGGACGGGAUCAGGACUGGCUGGCUAUAUCUCUGCAUCUGGGAAAAGAAGGCGUCACUACGCCACAAGAUAUUCCUCAAAUGAUGAAUCUUCGGGUGUGGGAGGAGCAAACGGAAUGAAACUGGCUGGUACUGCAAGUAGCGGUAAUGACAGCAAUCUUUCUGACAAAGACUACGAUGCAUUGAACCAGAUGAUUAUGAAUAACGACGAAGGUGUGCCGCUGAUGUUUGGCGCCCGCCCACGGCCUGCCCGCGGCUCCCACAAACAAUUUGUCGGUGUUCAAGGUUUGCGUCCAGACGAGUUAAAUUCUGACUUAACUUUGCUUCGCAAUGCAGUAAAGCGUGAACGGUGA
Clavispora lusitaniae ATCC 42720 is the source of this 825-nucleotide messenger RNA. RefSeq lists its product as uncharacterized. Gene Ontology annotation, molecular function: histone deacetylase binding. Gene Ontology annotation, biological process: negative regulation of transcription by RNA polymerase II. Gene Ontology annotation, cellular component: Sin3-type complex. The record is from RefSeq and is a predicted model, not a curated record. Lineage: Eukaryota; Fungi; Ascomycota; Pichiomycetes; Serinales; Metschnikowiaceae.